Messenger RNA from Microbotryum saponariae, 1997 nucleotides. NCBI's taxonomy places the organism in Eukaryota, Fungi, Basidiomycota, Microbotryomycetes, Microbotryales, Microbotryaceae. The record is from the annotation of a GenBank genome assembly.
AUGUCCUCUUCAGCCGUCUACAUUGGGGUUUCGGGUGGUCAGCCCGUCUCUUCCGCGGCUGCGCAAGCUGUCGACAAGGACGCUCUCGCCAAGUUGUGGCAGCUCAGCGGCACCAAGGACAAGGCCGGCGAAGCUGUAAGUAUUAUGGUCACAAAAGGGUCUAUCGAUAGGGGCAAGGUGGCUCCAAAUGCUAAUCUCGGUCCGUGGCAAUACGAUAGAGGACCUUCUUCGGUGUCGGUGGGGACAAGACCGUGAUCGCCAUCUCGACGGGCAAGACCCAGGACAAGAAGGGUGGCGCAACCGAGGAGAACGCACUCAAGGAACUCUCUCGUAGGAACGUGAGUGUUCUCGACCCGAAAUAAAGAGCAUGGCGGUCAGCAUGGCGACCAGCUCGUCGGCAGCGCUUGCCUAGCAACCACGGUUCCACCUUCUGACUCAGAGAACAGGAGAGGAGGUCCGAGUAGCGAUACCGACUUGAUGCCAAUGGUUUUCACUAUCACUCACUGUCGAACUUCUCCACAGGCUGGUGUUGCCGUCAACGCGGUCAAGGCCAUCAACGGCAAGCAAUCGCUAUCGAUCCUCUCCACUCGCCCCACUCGGCCGCUGUCGGAGCCACGCUCGCCAGCUUUGCCUUCAACCUCAAGACGACCACUGCGGCCAAGAAGCAACUCGAACCCAUCCAGAUCGAUCUUCUUGGAAGUGCGACAGAGUCUCAGCUCGAAACCGAGAGCGACAAAUAUGGCAAGGCCCUGACGUGGGAGACUGGAAAGGUAUGUCCGAGCGAGGGUGGGGGACUGACUCGUUCUGGAACUGAUUCGUGCCACGAUCAACCCUGAAAGAUCUAUGGAGAAGCCCAAAACUGGGCCCGUUACCUCAAGGAGUUGCCGGCCAACCUCUGCACGCCCACACGCUUCUGCGAGAUGGCCGAGGAAAAGUUCAAGGGCCUCAAGAACGUCGAGGUCCAGGUCCAUGACCUGGCCUGGGCCGAGGAGAAGAAGAUGGGCUCUUUCAUCUCGGUUUCGCGCGGUAGCGAUGAGCCGCUCCGUUUCCUCGAAAUCCACUACAAGGGUGGCAAGGCCGACGAGAAGCCGAUCGCGUUCGUCGGUAAAGGUGUCACGUUCGACACGGGAGGAAUCUCGAUCAAGCCCGCCGCGUCCAUGUCCGACAUGCGCGCCGACAUGGGCGGAGCUGCAACGACGACAGCGACUAUGUGGGCCAUUGCCAAGCUUGAACUACCGAUCAACGCCGUGCUUUGCUGCCCGUUGACCGAGAACAUGCCGAGGUGGGUAGCGUCGAUUCGGGGAGAAUCGCUCUCGCCUUGAAUGAUGAGCUAACUCGGGUGCACGUGAAUGACGAUCCCGGUGAACGAUGCUCCUGAUUUCUACAGUGGAAAGGCAACCAAGCCCGGAGACUGCAUUACUGCCAGCAACGGCGUCACGCUCGCGAUCGAAAACACUGAUGCCGAGGGACGUUUGAUCCUCGCCGAUGCGCUCUACUACGCCUCUUCGACUUUUAAGCCGAGCGUUGUCAUUGAUGUCGCUACUCUGACGGGCGCGAUGAUGAUCGCUCUUGGUAACCAAUUCAGUGGCGUCUUCUCCAACUCGGACUCGCUCUACUCGCAGCUCGACGUCGCGGCCGCAUCCGAGAAGGAUCGCGUGUGGAGGAUGCCCUUGGACGAAGGCUACCUCGCGCAGAUCAAUACGACCAACAUGGACCUCAACAACACCGGUGGCCGACUUGCUGGAUCGGCGACGGCGGCCAUCUUCCUCAAGCGCUUCAUCGACGGGCUCAUCGUUGACGGUUCGGACGCGGAGGAAGGUGCCGAGGGUGGAGUCAAUGGAGGUCGCGGCGAGCCGGGGAGCUUGACCAAGUGGGCCCACGUUGAUAUUGCCGGUACCAUGGACCUCGCCAAGGGUGAUGGAGGCUACGAACGAGCCGGUAUGAGUGGAAAGAUCACUCGAACGCUGAUCGAGUUUGCGAGGAGGUACAGAGCCUAG